Molecule: messenger RNA, 1617 nt
Organism: Hemicordylus capensis (graceful crag lizard)
Lineage: Eukaryota; Metazoa; Chordata; Lepidosauria; Squamata; Cordylidae
Gene: DNAJC19
Product: DnaJ heat shock protein family (Hsp40) member C19
Exons: 6
Coding region: 199-546 (115 amino acids)
Biological process (GO): protein import into mitochondrial matrix
Cellular component (GO): PAM complex, Tim23 associated import motor
Molecular function (GO): ATPase activator activity
Source: RefSeq, a predicted model, not a curated record
GAGAGAGGUUUCGUUCUUUUACGUCAGCGGCCGGCGAGGCCUUUCUUUGCUUUACGGCGGGGUGCUGCUACUCGCUCGCGGAGGGCGCUCAAGGUAGCGGAGCGGCGCUGGGGGUCGGGGGUGGGUCAUCCGGCGAGCGGGGGCGGAUCAGGGCCCACCCCAGCCCACCUGCCUCGGUGGAACAAGCGAGCGGCAGCCAUGGCUAGUACUAUGAUAGCAGUUGGUCUGACAAUAGCUGCUGCUGGAUACGCAGGUCGUUAUGCACUGCAAGCAAUGAAGCAAAUGGAACCACAAGUAAAACAGGCUCUUCAGUCUCUACCAAAAUCUGCCUUCAGUGGUUAUUACAGAGGAGGAUUUGAAUCUAAAAUGAGCAAGCGGGAAGCUGCUUUAAUAUUAGGAGUAAGUCCUACAGCCAAUAAAGGGAAAAUCAGAGAAGCUCACAGGCGAAUCAUGCUUUUGAAUCACCCUGAUAAAGGUGGAUCUCCAUAUGUUGCAGCCAAAAUCAAUGAAGCUAAAGACUUACUGGAAGGUCAAGCUAAGAAGUGAAAAAUUCACCACGUGAUCAGUGGUUUAGUGUAUAUUUUCAAAAUAACCAGAGUUAACUAUUUUUACUUGAUCAAAGAUGAAACUGUGGAACGUGCCAUGAGGAACUAUUUGUAUUCCACUACAGAAUCUGAACUACAACUUCUACUAGAAUAAUGAAGGUUGGGGGAUAGGUGGGUCAAUUUUCAUGUCCAGACAUGCUCAGUGAAGUGCUGGGUCAGUUUAAAAUUAAUCAAAUAUUGAUGUGUGAAGUUCAUGCUGCUAUGAUUUAAGAUGUUGCAAUUGCUAAAAUAAUGUUAAUGACCAAGUCUCAAUUGAAAACUGUUUGAGAUUUGUCAUGUGGCUCUUCUUUGUCCUAUACAAGUGCAAUUUGAAAAGCUUUGUUUUUCUAACUUGAUAAAAUGGAGAAUCUGUACUGAAUUCUGGAACUUGUUGCAGAACUUGUGAGAGCCUCGUUAUCUGGAUUCACCAUCCAUGGUUAGGGGUGGCUGGAAAUGACUUUGGAGGUAAUUUCCAGGAGCCAUUUUAUGGUGGUUCUUUUAAAAGGCAAAAGCCCCAUGAUUUUCUGCAGAAUUUCAGCGACUUGUCAACUUGUAGGGAAGCAUCCUUAAACUCCUGAGGGCCAGUGGAGCAUGGUAGGGCACUUUAUUUGGCCUGUUUUCUGGUGAUUUUUUAAAGUCUGGGAACCUAACUCCCAAUUUAUAUGGACUUUGAUACUGCCCCCUGCCUCACAGAUAGAGGUUCUCCUGUACUCCUAAAAAGUUUAAAUUACCUGAACGUGACAUGGUUUCUGGGCAAUAAAAUUGUUACAGUAAUCUUAACUGAAGUACAAGUCUAUACAGGUAAGAGUACUUUAGAUUGAUCCAAAUCCAGAGUGAUGCAACAGGAUACUUGUGUUCCCCACAAGAGAUGGGAACAAAUGGACCAAUCCUCAACCUUUAGAGUAUGCCAUAUUAUGUAUCAUGAAGACAAGUUCUGCAGUCUAAUAUGAGCAAGCUAAUCCUCUGCUCUCGAUCUGGAUUUUGAAGAACAAAACUUGGAACAGGAAUAAAGCAGCCAUAAAACAAGGACAAA